AUGGACGUGACGUGGGGCAGCGCUGUCUAUGCUCCAGGAACAUAUCUGAUAGCAGAGGCAUUCGACGUCAGCUUGGAGCUUUCGACUCUCGACGUAUAUCUAAUGCUGUUCGACUUCGGGGUUGAGCCUCUGUCGUGGGCACCACUCAGCGAGGUUUACGGGCGUUUACCAGCAGUGCUGAUGCCAUAUUUUGUGUCCGCAGUCUUCGUUUUCGGUACUGCUAUCGCGAAGGAUAUCCAGACGGUUCUGACAACUCGGUUCUUCGGUGGCUUGUUCGGCAGCGCGCCAAUCCCCAACACGAGCGGUGUGCCCGGAGGUCUACGGCCUUCACAGAGCCGCGGUGUAGCUAUGGUGUGCUAUUCGAUAGCUGUCGUAGGCGGACCGGUACUCGGACCGAUUGUCGGAGCGGUGACCUGCGAGAGCUUUUUUGGAUGGAGGUAG
Molecule: messenger RNA, 441 nt
Organism: Coniosporium apollinis CBS 100218
Lineage: Eukaryota; Fungi; Ascomycota; Dothideomycetes
Exons: 1
Coding region: 1-441 (146 amino acids)
Biological process (GO): transmembrane transport
Molecular function (GO): transmembrane transporter activity
Source: RefSeq, a predicted model, not a curated record